CGUCCUUUGUGACUCACCCCGCCCGCCCUUUGUGCCCUCGCGCCACAGUCAUAUCGUCCGUGUACAAAUACCUCGCACUCCUCGUCCAUCGCCCGCACACUCCUCUGCCCAGUACACCCCGCGCGCGCCUGCACAAGCCACACCCGCCCACACCCAGUGGCACCUCUCUUGCACACACCUCCUCUCAGCGCUACCUCCCUCUCAUCUUGCCAAAAUGUGUCGCCGAAUUGCCGAAGGCACGCGGUGGUCCAAGUGUGGGCAUUUCCAGCGCCAUCUCGUCGUCGCGAUCAUGGACUGCAACUCGGCCAAGUGCGAGCGCAGCUACCUCCACCAGCGCGGCUGCCGCGACCCGACGUGCAUAAAGAACUUUGGGCCAGAUGUGCAGAAAGACAUCGACACCGUCAAGGACGAGUGCUUCCAGUGCCGCGCCGCGGCCGCACGGCGACUGCCACAGUCUUGAGGGGCCCCCACAACCAACCAUUCCUCCGACGACCGCAGUGGCCACUGACACGGACCACGGAUAUGUACACCACUACCACCACCCGCCCGCUCGCGCGCGCGCCAGGCGCUGCGACGCGCCCAAUAUUCCCCCCACCCUAGGCCCGUCUCUUAGGAGGCUGCGUCCCUCCCCCGUUGAUGCCCGCACCCGGGGCAGUCGCCCUGCGAGGCCGACGCGCUCAUGCUCUCCGCAGCAUAGACACGCACGCACACCCCACUACCACCUGCCCCCUCCUCCUGUCGCUGUCCGCCACACCUGCUCUGUUUCUCUUGCACCCUCGCACGUCCAUCACGCGCACGUUCCAUGUCCCAUCACGUCCGUCCGAGCCCCGUCCGUCCCACAUAGUUGUCUGUCGUCGUAUCUGUAUAGCUAGCCGCAUCCAUAUGUGUGUAUAUACCUCCACGUCCCC
Messenger RNA from Trametes versicolor FP-101664 SS1, 908 nucleotides. RefSeq lists its product as uncharacterized. NCBI's taxonomy places the organism in Eukaryota, Fungi, Basidiomycota, Agaricomycetes, Polyporales, Polyporaceae. The coding region runs from base 215 to 460 and encodes 81 amino acids. The record is from RefSeq and is a predicted model, not a curated record. The transcript is spliced from 4 exons.